GUUCUCCCACUCGGUACCAUAGGCUGAUUGCCUAACAGGCUUCUCCAAUGACAAAACCACUCUACACCUCGUCGCAUCCUCACUCACCUACGUGUGUCUGGUGACAUACGCGAGAAUACCGUCCAGUUGUCCAAUUUGCCUUUUCCUUCCCGUGGGCGAUCGUGCGUCCUCCAGGAACCGCCAUUUACGUCCGAUCAUUGGCCACACGGACAACGUGCAUGAGUGCGAGACUUUGAUUCUGAUCACGCCCACCCCGUCCCUCUUUCCUCCCUCUGAAUCGGUGGCUUUUCUUCCUUACGAUGGUCAGGAUGGAGAUGGGCCUGCCGGAGAUCUAGAUUUUAUUUCCCAUCUGCAAAUUGCGUCCUUAGAUACUGCUUCUGCCUCUGCCUCAGAUUUCCCUGCUCUUUCCCCUACUUGGAGUCGUCUCAAGAGACGGGGACGUCACAAAAGAUGCUCUCUACCUCCUCACACGAGGAUACAUCGUUUGGAUCUCCCUUAUUCACACCAUCAGGCCUAUCUUUCCUACUCACUCGAAAACUGACAUCACCUAGCGGUGGAAGUAUGCCAACGAUUGUCAAACACUCACGAUCAUCGUCUUUUACAACUGGGGGGUCCCUCCCUGACGAGCCUCGCUAUAGAAGGAGGGACGAGGUCGCUGCCCGGGAAAGUGGUAUUUUCCCAAUACAAGAGCAAGAAGGAGCACUACCGCGUACGCCAUCUGAAACGGCGCCCUCAUUGCCUCGGCACACCGUCAUCGCCCAUCGCGAUCCCCCCUCCAGUCUGGGUCCUCCCAAGAAAACUGUUCUCACGGGUUUGGGUGCCAGAUUGCAUCACGUAUUUGAAAUCGACGUCGAUAUUUGCGAUGUGGCAAAAAUAGCCAUUUCCUCUGUUCCUGCAGUCAUUUUUGGUGCCCUUUUGAACAUCUUGGAUGGUCUCUCCUGUGGAAUGAUAAUGUUUCCUGCUUCCAGUGUUUUCACUAGCUUGGGUGGAAUGGGCGUAUCGCUAUUUUUCGUCUCAGCAGUGACUUCCCUAUUCAUCUACUCGUUCGGCGGAAGUCAGUUCGCAGGUGCGAAUGGGAGUAACAUGAUCGAGACAGUCAGAGAGAUCGGGAAAGAGCACGUGCGUGAAGUGAUCGCAACAACGCUUAUUGCAUUUGCCUUGUCCUCUGUCUUGACAGUUGGCGCGGAUGAUGUACGGACUGACGUUCCUCCUGCUGGGAUACCUACUCUCGGUUUCAUCAUCGGAUUCUUCCCGAGACACAUCCUCGUCGGGUGCAUAGGUGGAGUUGGCGUGUCCCUUAUUUUGACAGAAUUGACAGAUAGCACACGUCUGCCCUCCGAUGCGCUCGAUCCACCUACGUGGGACACCCUUCGAUAUUUAACGACGAACACACAUGCACUUGGACAGUGGAUCCCGCCUUUGGCCCUAGCUAUCCUGAUGAGGGUUAUUACACCCCGGUGGAAGCAUCAACUCGUGUUUCCAAUCUAUUUCUUGGUGAUGCCGGUGGUGUUUUAUGUGAUAGUCAUCGCUACAGGUCUCGAUCCAGACAUGUUACGAAGAGACGGAUGGCUAUUCGAUUCUGCAGGAACGACUGGGUCCGAAGGUUGGUAUGAGUUCUACACCUAUUUCGGUGAGUCUAUACCAAUGUGGAAUACGUUGCCGACGCAGUUAGCACUGUUGUUUUUUAAUAUUUUGCAUCCGCCCCUCAACGUCCCCGCUUUGUCCAUUUCGUUGAAUCAAGAUAUCGACACAAACAAGGAACUCGUCGGGUAUGGAUCGCCGAAUUCGAUUUCUGGAUUUCUGGGUUCUGUGUAUGCUCGUCUCUUUCCUCGUAGUGUGAUGUUGCCAGGUCAUUCUGACAAAUUCGCUCCAUUUGUAGGCCCAAUUAUCUUGUCUACGUCAAUACGUUGAUGUUCUACCGUGUCGGAGGAGGAAAUAGAAUCGCAGGGUUAAUGCUUGCUCUUGUGACCCUUCUCAUCCCGCUGGUCGGCACGGCACCAGUUGCAUACAUCCGUACGUCGUCGUCGUCGGUGCAUUAAUUUUUGCGCUUGGAAUUGACCUUGUCGAGGGGACACUGUGGGAUACAAGGUAUCGCGUGAGGGGAACGGAGUAUGUGACCAUCGUGAGCAUCAUGGUGACGAUGACUGUG
Messenger RNA from Pisolithus orientalis, 2149 nucleotides. RefSeq names its product sulfate transporter family-domain-containing protein. The record is from RefSeq and is a predicted model, not a curated record. Lineage: Eukaryota; Fungi; Basidiomycota; Agaricomycetes; Boletales; Pisolithaceae. The transcript has 14 exons. The coding region runs from base 451 to 1911 and encodes 486 amino acids. Gene Ontology annotation, cellular component: membrane.